CAGGUGAUGCAGCCGACGGCCACGAGCAAAACAUCACGACUGAAGACUCAACGAGGAGGAAAGAAGUCCAGAAGACGAGAGCUCUCCUAACAUGAUGCCUACAGCCAGAGGCAUGUCCCAAAUGAUACCCAGCCACGUCCUGAGAGUGGGCCAAACCAUCCGCCUGGAGUCGGGGGUGCAGGAGACGACGCUCCAUCAACAUCCCGGUCUCACGGAGCCCGGCAGCGACCGCGGGGACCACGACCUCGAUAUCUCCCUGGACAACCUCAACCGGCUGAUCCUGGAACUGGAUCCCACAUUCGAACCCAUCGAGGUCAACAGAAGUCCGUCGUGCCUCAGCCCCCCGGCAGACGCCUGGGACGACGUCUCCCACUGCAUGCUGGUCCCCAGAGGAUGUUCCCCCUGCUCGCUGCCCAUCGGGAUCCCCUCCGUGUCGCCCGGUCGACCCUUCCCCUCGUACGGCAGCGUGAGCUGCAGCCCCCACGGCGCCCUGGUGUUCUCCAGCUCCCCCACGGCCUCGCUGCCGCCGCUGCCAUGCGGCAGUGCGGCCCGGCGGACCGCGUCCCCGAGGCCCGACCAGGGAUCCCUCCGCCUGACCCACUCCAACAGGAACAGCACCGUGUCGCUGCUCUCCACCUCCACCUGCUCCGACACCAGCUACAUGCUCGGCAGCAGCCUGUCGCUGACCAGCGAGGACGCCGACUCUCAGGAGCUCCUCCUCUCUCGCUGCUCCUUCAGCGACGGCUCCAGAACUCCGGCGCCCGACAGCCGUCCGGGCCCGGAGAAGCCCCGCCCCCUCCGGGGGGCCCAGAGGAGCCCCGCCUCGCUCUGCGGGUCCCUGAGCGACAUCCCCAUCCUGCUCGUCAACGGGGAACCGCAGCCGGACCGACGGUCCCCCGGGCCGAGCGUCCUCAGUGUGUCCGACCCAAAGCGCUCACCGGCUCACGGGUUCCAAGCCCACUUCCAGGGCAGCCAGCCCUCCAUGAAGUUCGUCAUGGACACCUCACAGUUCUGGUUCCGGCCGCACGUCAGCAGAGCUCAAGCUGAAGCUCUGCUCCAGGAGAAGGAGGCGGGAGCGUUCGUCAUGAGGGACAGCACGUCCCACCGGGGCAGCUUCGGCCUGGCCAUGAAGGUGGACCAAGCGGCCGCCAACGCCAGCGCCGGCGCCUCCCCAGGAGAGAGCAGCGCAGACCUGGUGAGACACUUCCUCAUCGAGUCUUCAGCGAAGGGCGUACGCGUCAAAGGCUCUUCUCAGGAACCUUACUUCGGUAGCCUCUCUGCCCUGGUCUACCAGCACACCAUCUCUGCCUACGCUCUACCCUGCAAACUACUGCUCCACUCCAGAGAUGUGGGUGCAGCAGAGGAGAGCACGACUCACAAACCUGCAUCAGAGGACAAGAGCAGAACAGCGUGUAAUUUCGUGUACCUGAACGCCGUUGCCACGGAGAUGCUGACGGGCCCGUGCGCGGUGCAGAGGGCGGUGGGCUCCACCCUGGAGAAGGCCCCGGGCUGCUUCACGCCCACCAUCGUCAACCUGAAGGUGUCUUUGAAGGGAGUCACGCUGACGGACAUCAACAGGAAACUCUUCUUCAGACGCCAUUACCCGGCUCACCUGCUCAGCUACAGCGGCGAAGACCCGGACAACCGACUGUGGAUCCAAGGUUCCAGUGUUGGUGCGAGGAUGUUUGGCUUCGUGGCUAAAGGUGUGGAGGCCGGCAUGGAGAACGUCUGCCACGUGUUCGCCGAGUACGAGCGGCUGCAGUCCUGCAACGAGGUCAUCGAGGUCAUUCAGGCGGCCAUCGCCAAGCCUUAGACACACCUGUGACCAGGCUACCUGGACUGUCACCUGUCACUACCUGGACUGUCACCUGUCAAUCUACCUGGACUGUCACCUGUCACUCUACCUGGACUGUCACCUGUCACUCUACCUGGACUGUCACCUGUCACUCUACCUGGACUGUCAACUGUCACUACCUGGACUGUCACCUGUCACCUGUCACUCUACCUGGACUGUCACCUGUCACUCUACCUGGGCUGUCACCUGUCACUACCUGGGCUGUCACCUGUCACUCUACCUGGACUGUCACCUGUCACUCUACCUGUAAGGACAAAGGAACCAUAUGAUUGUAAUUAAAAGGCAGAUUGCUACUGUUAAAAUA
This is a messenger RNA of Pseudoliparis swirei, 2159 nucleotides long. RefSeq names its product tensin-4-like. NCBI's taxonomy places the organism in Eukaryota, Metazoa, Chordata, Actinopteri, Perciformes, Liparidae. The transcript has 12 exons. Bases 92 to 1813 code for a protein of 573 amino acids. Gene Ontology annotation, molecular function: protein binding. The record is from RefSeq and is a predicted model, not a curated record.